Molecule: messenger RNA, 1142 nt
Organism: Paramecium octaurelia
Lineage: Eukaryota; Ciliophora; Oligohymenophorea; Peniculida; Parameciidae
Source: the annotation of a GenBank genome assembly
AUGUUCAAUUAAUCAGAAUUGCUGAGUUAGAGAGGAUCCUAUGCGUAAGCAUCAAGUUACACAAAAGAGAUCAAUAAAAUUGAAUCGAUUGUUCCUACUGAUUCAAUCAAAUUAGGUUAAUAAUAUUAACAAUAUUAAAAACAAUUAUCCAGACCCAUCUGCAAUUCUUAAUAAGUGCAUGUUACAUAAAAAGCUGUACUUUUUGAGCUGCUAAAAAAUUAAACUGCUUAUAGAGAUGCAAUUAAAAUUUCUCUGUGCUUAUAAAUCCAUUUUUAGAAACUAAAAAUGGCAAGAUAUUUUUGGCUUAACUCAUCCAGUUCCCUCGAAUCCAAGUUAUACGACCUUUAAAAAGAAAUAUUACAGUAAAAGCACUUUAAUUUAAAAAUGUUCUGCAACCACUUGUUGAAGAAGCUGAUGGGAAAUGUAUUUGAAUCUAAUCUUGUUAGAGAAUGUGUGAAUGGUACAUCUGGAAUUUGCAUAACAACAGACUCAUCCUUAAAUUUCAAAUAAAAUCUGUGCUAAAUUUAUCAGUAAUUAAAUUCAAAUCGUUAAUACAAACCGAGCACUAUUGGGAGUUAACAUUUGCAAAGACAAUACUGUUGGUACUAAUAGUAACUUUGGAUAUGGUUAACUCUUGUAUUGAUGACGGCAUCAAUUAUCACACAAAAGCACAUGCGAUAAAUCUAGAACCCAAAGUUGGAAGUUACUCUUAAUGUAUUGAUGAAAUUGCAUAUGAAUUGAAGCCACUUCAGGAACUACUGCCACAGAAAAAUAACUAUUGAUUAACAAUUUUGCUGCUGUAAUUAAGGAUAAGAUUGCAUGUCUAUUAGCAUAAAGAAGAUUUAAAUGAACUUCUGCAACUAGUACUCUUGCCAAUUCUUUUGCUGAUCUUACUUGUGAAUCUUUUAAUUCUUAAUCUGGCGAAUGCUAAUAUUUCCUUAUUUGAAAUGGUAAAAGAUAUAAAAUUUACAGAAAUUCUUCAGAUAAAUGUAACAGAGUUUAAGACCUUACCUUAAUCACAAUCCUUUUUUUUAUAGUCUUACAUAUACUGGAGGAAUUCCAAGAUCAGUUAUUAUGGUGCUGCAGUUGUCACUCCAAAAAAAUACUACAAAUUGGAAUCCUAUAGGAUACUUUUUAGGUGA